Dothidotthia symphoricarpi CBS 119687 is the source of this 2318-nucleotide messenger RNA. RefSeq lists its product as uncharacterized. The record is from RefSeq and is a predicted model, not a curated record. Gene Ontology annotation, cellular component: CAF-1 complex; nucleus. The coding region runs from base 130 to 1965 and encodes 611 amino acids. The transcript has 3 exons. Lineage: Eukaryota; Fungi; Ascomycota; Dothideomycetes; Pleosporales; Dothidotthiaceae. Gene Ontology annotation, biological process: nucleosome assembly.
CUUGUCCCCCUCGAGCGAUAAGACUACACAACUCCACGCGUCCCAGUCCCUCCAUCUACCUCACGCGAGUCCAUCCCACCCCACCAUACACUACACAUCUGCAUAAUUGCAGUCGACUUUCCUACUGCAAUGGAAGACCCAACACCCGUCGUGCCCGUGCCCCAUAAACGCCCGCUUGAAGACGAGGUCGAGCCACCCGUCUCAACACCAACCAAGUCAAUACGAUCUGAGGCUUCUACACCGUUGUCUGUCAUAUCCAAUAUUCAGACGCCAUCGCCGUUCAAGAAUGUUACACCCCACACAACAGCACCGGACAAUAGCAGCGCUUCUGCUGUUGGCAAUGCUACCCCCACCCCGAACACACAGCAAUCAUCCAAGCGACGAAAAUUGACACAGAAAGAAAAGGAAGACCAACGUCUUGAGAAAGAAGCAAAGGCUAAAGCUCGUGAUGAGAAGAAGGCUCAGAAAGAAGCCGAGGACAAGCUGAAGGCUGAGCAGAAGGCGCAGAAGGAGGACGAGAAACGGUUGAAAGAGGAGGAGAAGCAGAAAGCCCAACGAGAACGAGACGAGAAGAAGCGCCAGAAGGAGGAAGAGCAACAGCAGAAAGAGGAAGAGAAGGCUAAGAAAGAGCGGUCACAAAUGAAGUUGAACGCUUUUUUCGUGAAGCCAAAAACUACAAGUGCUAGUGGGGGACAAGCUGUGGUAGAUUCAAUUCCGAACCCUACCGCACCACCCGUAUCAUUAUUACCAGACAUCCCUGGAACCACUACUAAUUCAGUGCCUCCCUCUCCGCAGAAGAUGAUCGUUAGGAACGCUCAGUCAGACUAUGACCGAUACUUCCUACCAUUUUCGCUGCCUGCGCACGCCAUAAUUGCGCCCAGGAAUGCGCUGAUGACAGAUCCGGCCAAGGUGGAAGCUGCUAGGACACGACUCGACAGCCUCAUUGCGCAAGAGAAUGUUUGCAUGGAGCCCAUAACCCCGAAGAUACUGAAGUCUACAUUUCCCGCAUAUGUCCGUCGGGGUAUGAGGGGUGCAUCGGCCGCCGAGGUCUUCGAUUGCGUUCACGGGUCCUCCAACCAACCGGACGUCAGUUCACGGCAGCCACUCGAUAUGCUGAAGACCAUUCCCAUGAAGUAUAUACAUUUUGGCGAGGACGUACGCCCGCCAUAUUACGGAACCUACACGCACACAUACACCGACGCGGAAGCUUCAAGACUGGCCCGCAACCCACACUCGAGGCUGCGCCAGGACACUAACUACGACUAUGAUUCCGAAGCUGAAUGGGACGAACCUGAAGAAGGCGAGGAUCUUGACUCGGAGGGCGAGGACGAUGCCGACGAAGAAGGAGAGGAUGACAUGGACGGCUUUCUCGACGACGAAGAAGACCCACAAGCCAGAAGGCGACACAUCAGUGGUGACCUGGUGCCCGUCAGUACAGGUCUGUGCUGGGAGGAUGAACACGGCGUGUCUAGGUUGAACGACGGGUCAGAAGCGAUUUGCACCGACUUUAGAGAAUUUCAGAUGGGAUUCUUGCUCCAACCACAACCUCACUCCAUCGAUCCGUUCUCCACAGCGUAUUGGACCCCUGAGCCCGCUGCCAUCACAACAACCCUCAUAGCCCCAAGCAAAGACGCCACCAGCAACGGCCUCAUGAACCCCCCUCGAGCCCCACUCGCACAACGCACAAUGAACGGCCUCCUCAACACGCUCAACCCCCCACAAACCCCACCCGCUAGCACUACAUCAAAAGCCGUAAAAGCCAAGCGCCUCAUCCCAGCCGACCAACUCCCGGCUUUCAAGGCAGAAGUCGAAGGCAAAGACCUGACUAAAAUCGGCAUGAUCGAAGCCCUGAAAAAAGCUUUUCCCAAACUGCCAAAAGACGCCAUCGCAAACACGCUUAGUAGCGUUGCUGCGCGUGUUGGCCCGACGGAGAAGGAAAAGCGAUGGGUUUUGAUCAAUGCUUGAUCGUCCUAUUCUUCACGUUAUCGCAGCGUACGGAUAUCACCGCAUCUUUCUUAUUGUGCAAGAUUUGUUCGCCGGCUUCUAUGGCGCUACUUCUUACCAUGUAUGUUUGCGGGUCUUGAACAUAGCUUUCCGGUUUCGACGGGCGUUGGCGUUUUUAGCAUUUCGCAUUUGUAGGAGUCUUUCAAGAUCGCGAGAGAGUACGCUUAUUAUGCACCGGUUACUAGGGUAUGAUGGGGGCGUUUGCAAGGACAGGCAGGUGUCCACAACAAAUAGGGGGAUAUGCAUGUAGCUGUUACUUCUACAUCUGCAAGCCAGAUUUUGUCUCAACAUAUCCAAAAUUGAGCUCGACUUUA